UGAUCAAUGAUUGCUAAUAACAAUUUAUAAUCCAAAUAAAUUAUUGGUGAACAAUCAAUUCAGUGAUUCUUAGAUUUUGAUUGUAUUGUAACAAUUUUCUGUCCUCCUUUGUAUCCAUAGUGUUUUCUUUGCCACUCCAUUGCCGAUGAUACCUCUUUUAACCAACGACUGUUGGUUAAUCAACAACAAUUUAGUGAAUUUUUGUUAAUUGUUAACCAUAAAUUGUUUUCAUCAAGCUAAUAUCAUCUUGCCAUCUAAUAGAAAAGUGAAAUAAACAAAAAUAAAAUAACAUGAAGAUCAUCAUAAUACAAAUUGUGUCAAUCAUAUUGACAAAGUUACUCCUUCCGGUGAUGGGUGGACCAUCAACAGAACAGCGUAAAAAUAAUAAUCCUGAAGUUUGGUCAUUCAAUCUUCCCGAUUUACCUGGACAAUUAGGAGCAAUUAAUACAAAUAAUCAAAAUUUCAUCAAUAAAAGACAAGAUGAUGAUGAAGAUGAUCCAUCUUUUCGAGAUGCAGUAACAACCUAUGGUCGAAAUAGGUGGAACAAUUUUCGCAACAGUUUCGUUGAAUUUUGGGACAUUGUCCGAGCGGGUGGACGAGGGAUUCGUGGUUGGUUUGUCUCUGAUAAUGAUUAAUUCAAUUCCAAUGAUCACCGAUAAUUCUUAAAGUAAAAAGUGACCAUCAGGAGAAAACAAUAUCAAAUCAAGUAACUUUUACAAUCUCCAUCUCAAGUUGUUCAUAUGCUAAUCACUUUAAUAACAUAUUCA
This is a messenger RNA of Panonychus citri (citrus red mite), 767 nucleotides long. RefSeq lists its product as uncharacterized. Bases 291 to 635 code for a protein of 114 amino acids. The record is from RefSeq and is a predicted model, not a curated record. NCBI's taxonomy places the organism in Eukaryota, Metazoa, Arthropoda, Arachnida, Trombidiformes, Tetranychidae. The transcript is spliced from 2 exons.